Messenger RNA from Dictyostelium discoideum AX4, 1185 nucleotides. RefSeq lists its product as hypothetical. NCBI's taxonomy places the organism in Eukaryota, Evosea, Eumycetozoa, Dictyosteliales, Dictyosteliaceae. The transcript is spliced from 7 exons. Bases 1 to 1185 code for a protein of 394 amino acids. The record is from RefSeq and is a predicted model, not a curated record.
AUGAAAUCAAAUUUUUUAUUUAAUUUCUUUUUACUAUUAUUUUUUAUUAAUAUCCUAAAAUUUGGUAUUGUAAAAUCAAGUAAUUUGAUAUGUUUAAAUAGUAUUUCAACAAAAUUGGCAGGAAGCACAAUUUCAGAUUAUUGCACUAAUGAAUUAACAGUAAAUUUAUAUUCAUUUUCAUAUAGCACAGUAUGUAAUGGAACAACUCUAACUCAACUAACUCUUAGUACCAUUUUAUACAAUAAUAAAAGUUUGUCAUAUACUGAAUUAAAUUGUUUUGAAACAACAUUAGAAUCACUAAUUUUAAAUAGUAUUUUAAUACAUGAAGAUUCCUUUGGAGUUGAAAACCAACCAGCAAUUGCUGAUACAAUUACUUUAAGUAAUGUUACAUUCAUAGAUGGAAGAUUUACAUCUCUUGGAAAUUCUUUACCAUUUAAUACAAGCACUUUAAACAUUUUUAAUCUUGGAACAUCAAAUUUACUCUUUAUUGAUUUUUUAGCUAUUAAAAACCUAAAAACAUACUAUACAAUUAAUUUUAAUUCUUUAGAACCUUAUCCAACAUAUACCAAUAGUUUAACUAGCCCAGACUUUAAAAUGGAAAAAAUAACAAUGGCUUUAUCAAACAUUCCUUCUUUUUUAAAUGUUGUAGUUGACUAUCUAGAAUUGCUAUUAGUUGGAACAUCAUUUUCUUCAUCACAAUUAUCAAAUUUAGGAACAAUGACUCAUGUUUCAGCUUUGGCUUUUAAAUCGAAUUCUGCUAUUGAAUAUCCAACAGAGUUAGGUUCAGCAAAUAACAGCAUUACUACUUUAACGUUGACAACACCACUUCUUGCAUAUGCUAAUUAUGCUCUCCCUCCAAACCUUGCCCUGCUUUAUGUUAGUGCAGGUUCAAAUUUCAAUUUUAACAAAAGGCUCCCAUUCAGUGUAUUCCCGUCUUCUUUAAAAUCUAUAUUUAUUGGAGCUAUUGGUAUUGAUUCUUUUAGUCAGGUCCUUCCUCAAACAAUUGAAGCUAUAAUAAAAAAUAUUAAUUGUAGAAAAUUUCAAUCAAUUCAAAUAGAACAAUUUCAAAUAAUCCUAUGGGACCAAGAAAUUUACCAAGUUUUGAGCAUUACACAAACUAACUCAACUUACCCUAACAGGAUGUGGAUUUACUGGAACAAUUCCAGAAUCAUAUUGUUUAUUUGA